Molecule: messenger RNA, 1476 nt
Organism: Peniophora sp. CBMAI 1063
Lineage: Eukaryota; Fungi; Basidiomycota; Agaricomycetes; Russulales; Peniophoraceae
Source: the annotation of a GenBank genome assembly
AUGAAGACGGUUUGGUCUCUCUCGCUGCACAGUCAACAUCUGGAUACUUCAAACAGCUCAUUGACCACACCACUCCGAGUCGAGGCACUUUCAACAUGCGCUACUGGGUGGAUUCCACUUUCUACAAGCCAGGAGGGCCCAUUGUCUUGUUCACACCAGGCGAAGAAGCAGCAGAUUUUAACUUACACCAAUUACCUUACGAACUCCACCAUCAACGGACAGAUUGCUCAAAAGCUCAACGGAGCUACGGUUCUUAUUGAGCAUCGCUUCUUCGGCAACUCAAAUCCGAACUACGAGAUGACGGUGGACUACCUCCAGUACCUCACCGUACAGCAAGCCAUCGACGAUCUGGUCUACUUCGCUCAGACAGUCACGCUGCCGUUCACAGGCGGUGACGCCGUCAAGCCCGACCAAGCACCCUGGGUCAUCGUUGGCGGAAGCUACUCUGGCGCACUAGCUGCAUACGCCAUGGCGAACCAACCAGAUGUCUUCUGGGCGGGCUGGAGUUCUUCUGGGGUUGUUCAAGGCAUCGUUAACUACUAUGGCUACUUCCAGCCCAUACAGGAGAACAUGCCGAAGAACUGCAGCGCUGAUGUUGCCGCCGUCAUCGCGCAUAUCGACUCCAUCGCUGAUGACACAACUGCCUUUAACGCUUUCAAGGCGCAGUUUGGUCUAUCUGACAUCACCGCGGCAUCCGAUGUUGCUGCUGCAUUACGGUACAAUCUCUUUGACUACCAAAGCCUCCAACCAUACUCUGGAACCACCGAGCAGCAGUUCUUCAAGUUUUGCGACGCUCUGGAGGUUGAUGGUGGCAAGGUCGCACCUGCCACGGGGUUUGGGUUGAACCACACGCUAAGUGCUUGGGGUUCGUACUUGACGAAUACCUAUCUUCCUUCAAUCUGCGGCGACGAUGAUAUGGAGACGUGCUUAGGGACACCACCACCGGACUCGGAGUACUACAGCAAUGACUACACUCCAAAUUCAGCGCGCGCUUGGGCAUGGAUGACUUGCAACGAGUUCGGCUUCUUCCAAGACUCGCCUCCCACGGGCCAGACGGCUAUCGUCUCGCGUCUGGUGCAACCCAGCGCUGACGAGCUCAGAUGCCAGUACAUGUUCCCGGAAGCGUUCUCAUCGCCGCCAGUACCCAACGUACAGCAAACGAACUCGGUUUUCGGGGGCUGGAACCUGAAUGUACCCCGCCUCUUCUUCGGAGCUGGGUCGCGUGAUCCAUGGCGUGAGGCCACCAUGGCUGCGGAAGGCGUCACCCCACCGAACGUCGACCCGUCCAACAUCGGCCUCAGCGACGGUAUGCACUGCUCCGAUCUGCUCACACAGGCAGGUGCUGUUGACAGCACCGUGCUUGCUGUGCAACAAGCCGGUCUCGCCAAGAUCGAGCAAUGGGUCAAGGAGUUCGUGCCGGCGUCCAAGAAGCGCUCCGUCGAACGCGGCUACGGGUAUCCUGUGCACAAGGCAUGA